Talaromyces proteolyticus is the source of this 524-nucleotide messenger RNA. RefSeq lists its product as uncharacterized. Lineage: Eukaryota; Fungi; Ascomycota; Eurotiomycetes; Eurotiales; Trichocomaceae. The transcript has a single exon. The coding region runs from base 132 to 395 and encodes 87 amino acids. Gene Ontology annotation, biological process: mycotoxin biosynthetic process. The record is from RefSeq and is a predicted model, not a curated record.
CUCAUUCGGUAAUCUAUCUUCAAAGUGACUGACAAAGGAACAACGGGUAUAGAUACCACCAGAUUCACUGCUUAACAAUACUCCGCAAGACCUUGACCGAGUUGGCGGCGGGCCAGACUCCAAGCCUCCCCAUGGGACACUCCCGGCACUGUUUCGAUAGCCUACUGCAGUAUAUUAUGUGCGGGACUUCGGGGGAUACAUUGCUGUAUACCUGGGGUCGUAAUCAGACAGGCAAUGGACAGCUGCGGCGUUGCAUCGACUGGGAUAGUCGAAGGGAUUGGGCGAAGAACAAUUCAGCCUGUUAUGUAGAUAGCGAUCAUCCGAUUGCGCUGUAUGACCACUUUGGACACUGUGAGAGCCGUGAGCAUGAUGGGAUUAGGAUGUAUAAUUCCUAGCCAUUAAUACACAAAGGUUUUCAAGAUCCGAAAUUUACUCCGUAGACUUUGAUAAAGAGAGCGCAAUUUCCAAUUUGACUAUUCCCAAGGGUAUAUACAUGCGUGUCCUAUCCCAGAACCUUUAAAAAC